Pungitius pungitius (ninespine stickleback) is the source of this 6186-nucleotide messenger RNA. RefSeq names its product synaptotagmin-like protein 2. The transcript has 20 exons. Gene Ontology annotation, biological process: intracellular protein transport; exocytosis. Lineage: Eukaryota; Metazoa; Chordata; Actinopteri; Perciformes; Gasterosteidae. Gene Ontology annotation, molecular function: small GTPase binding; neurexin family protein binding. Gene Ontology annotation, cellular component: plasma membrane; exocytic vesicle. The record is from RefSeq and is a predicted model, not a curated record. Bases 211 to 5007 code for a protein of 1598 amino acids.
CCAGCACACAAAUAUCUUCAAGCAGUGUUUGGAGGAGGCAAACACUUGCACACACACUCCACCUGUUUCUUUGUACAGUGACACGUCGGGAUGGGAGUUACAGGAGCGGUCUUUGACAAACCUGCAGACGUCCUGUAAGACCCAGCUGGUUGCUCGCCGCUCGCUGAGCGUUUCCACACCUGCAGGCGGAAAGAAGCAGGAGCAGACACCAUGAUUGACCUGAGCUACCUGACGGAGGAGGAGCAAGGGGCGAUAAUGACGGUGAUGAGGAGGGACGCCGAACUGAAGAAGGCAGAGGAGGAAAGAAUCAGGAAACUGGAGAAAAUACGUGAGAGCAAGUCGCAGUUGGACUCCCAGCUGAAGUACCGAACAGGAGAGUGGUUUUAUGAGGCCAAGUCUCGCAGACAUAUGGACAAAAUCCACGGCUCGGAGAUCAUCCUGGCCUCCAUGAAACAGAGGAAAGCAGGUUUAGAUGGUUCUCUCAGACUUGAAAGACUCAAGACACCCAGCAGUCGAGGUUCAGACAUCGCCGCUCCUCCCAAACCGGCCAGGUGUUCAGGAGCACUGCAGCCGCAGGAGAUCAACAAUGCAGAAAAAGAGAAUAUCAAUUCAGAGGUCCGCUCUCCAAGAACGCCACGGCACAACCCUUUCAACCGUGCUUCCCUUAUUGUUGUUGAGCCACCUGAAAAUAAUGAUGACAUGUCAACCUGUCGGGACCAGGAGUCAUCUGAGACAGAGCCCAUAUCGCCACUGAAGAGACACCCAGCGGAGAGCAGUCGGACUUCAACGUGCUCCCUCGCAUCAGAGGGUUCUUCUGCAGCUUUCAGGCCAGUGCCAAAGAAGAGGACCUUUCGCUCCAGACGUACCUCCAGUCAGUCAGAUAGCAACAGCCUGCCGUUGGAUUCUCCGGGAGAGGCAGCGGGAAAUGUUCCCACCCCAAGACCGAGCCUCCAGCGAGGAUCCAGCGAGAACUCCAACUGGUCCUCCAUCAAGGGCCAAGAUGAAAUACCGCAGAAAACUCUAUCUAAUACAGCUCAGCCUUCCAAACCUCAAGGUGAAAACUUGCAGCAGCCACUCUGUGAUGUGUCUCAGCAUUAUUUUGACUCUGGUCUGAAGAAAGAAAGACACCCACCUUCAAUAACAAGAGACAGACUUGCCACGUACACCAGGAGCGAUGCAUCCACUGACAGAGAGAUCCCACUGAAGAGUGAUGAACAACAACAUGAUGAAGUUGUUCUGCACACAGGCAGCAUUCAGGAUACAUACAGAGAAAAGAAUAGCAGUUUGGGUACAGGAAUGAGGCCGAAAGAUUUGAGUCUGCCCCAAAGCACAGUGGAUCCAGAACCCCCAGUGUCCUAUGAUCUCAUCUUCAUUGAUAAGUCUGAUCAGCAAGCAAAGACGAAAUCAAAUCAAAAACAUGCGUUUCAAUUAUCGACUCAGACAACCAGUCCAACUGGUGGAGAGGAGGACUCCAUUGCUAAGGUGCUGGACUGGUUUAGCCGCAGCACAGACAGCAUUGAUUUGCCACGGACACUCGACGGUCCAAAGGCCAUCCAGAGCUCUGAUAAACGCACAGAAAUAAGCAAAUCAACGGAUGAAGGUUCAUUUAUAAAAGAAACUGGGGAUUUUGUAAGUGUCAGAAAGAAUGAAUCUCUUAAAAUGAGAAGAGACUCCAAUGAGGCCAAAGAGUUGAUAGCUACAGACACAGAAACCCGCAAAGAAGUAGAAAAUGAUAUCAGAGAAAGAAUGCAGUCACAAGAAGUUAACGAUAUUAACGAUAAAAGCCAACCACCCAAAAUAUCUCACCUGACGUCAUUCUGGGAGAAAAGCAACACAGGACAUAGAAUACUUAUCGGCAAAUCAAUCAAGCCUGGCGACAAAGGAGAAAAAUCUGGUCAUGUUUCAGCGGAGAAAGAAAAGAACAAAGUAACUAAACCACACACAGCGCCUGAUAUGCCCACUGUGACAGGAAUUUACAACGGAAAGGGAAUUUAUGAUCAAUCCGCUUCAAAUUCUGGGGAUUCAAGCCAACAACAGAAAGAUACUGCACAGAGUCUGGUGAUCAAUACUUCAACUCAGCCAAAUUACAAUGACCCGACUCUCAACUCCAAUUUUUUAAAGUCAGCAACCAGUCCCCAAGAAGCUGAGAGAAGAGGCUCAGUCACUGAGAUCUUAUCUGUAAACAGAAUAAGUCCACAUCCAAGGGCACACAUCCAGUCCGGUGCGCGACCUGACGGUACACCCCAAUCCAGAAAAACCUCUCUGCAAGACGAACUGUCAAAAACUAUUCCAGUGCUUCACCUGGUUACAGAUCCCGACUCUAAGAAGCUCCAUUCGUCCAGAAACCGCCCAUCUAUGCGAGACACGCAAGGUGAUAGGCAAAUCCCCCCUAAAACACAAAUGCGUCGAGGUUCAAGUGAAGAUAUACAGACAAGGAAUGGUGAGGGUCAAAGUGUCUCCCUUAAACAAAAGGGGGAUACGUCUAAAAAAGACGGACUUAACGGCCCUCACUCAAUCAAACCAGGUCAACCUAAUCAACAAAGUACUGCGGAGAAGAUAAAGCAGCUCAAGUCUUUCUGGGAGCAGGAAUGGAAAAAGCCUCCCCUUUACACCAGAAAAAACAAACCUCUUGGUGAUGUUAAAGUUGCCCGCGGUGCAAAUCAAUCAAGACUCAAUAAAAGGUUUACAAAGUCAGACUACGAUCUGACAUCCAUUGGACAUGAUUCAGGCAGCGAUGACGGACGCUCUGAUAGAAACGAUCACAACUUUACCGUUCUUCCUUUGAAUCAGACAAAAUUGUCCCCGACCCUACGUGCAAACCGGACGCAAUUCAAUACUCUGCGUGACUUCUGGGACGAGGGCAUGCCAGAUACCAAGGAAUCGUCCAAGUUCAGUCCCCCUGGGAUCUACUACGUGUCAGAAAGACCUGCUGCCACGAAAUCACCUCAGACUCUCCAGAAUCAAUCAAAGGCGCCACACGAAAGGCAACCGGUAUCAACAGCAGCGAAUGAUGGCAAGAAAAAUCUGUCCAAUUAUGCGACGGCUGAGUGCAAAAGCAGCACAAAAGACGCAAAUGGAGAGGAGAAACCCCCCAAAAGCCAGAGUAGAGCAGGGAAAGAGAUUCUUUCUCCAAAGAGAAGAAAAGACAGCUUUUGCCUUUCGAGCGGUCGUGGAAAACUCAUUCGUCGCACAACCAGCAUGUUUUCUCUGAGAGAUCCUGAUGGGAAAGAGCUAAAAAUGGAAGUUAGCCCCGUCCACUCCCAGAGCAGGAAGCAGAGGCAGAACGCCGAAAAGGGGCCUUUGCCAAAAAGAUCCUCAGAGGAGCCUGAGACCCUGACUCCUCGUGCACGAGCUUAUGUUCCCAAAGACUACCGGCACUACCUGGGCAUGACGGACGAGUCCAGCCUGCGCACCUCUCCCCCCUCCGCUGUGCAGGACGAGGGGUCAGAACAAAACUCCGGGUACGAGAUCGACCUGGACGGGACGGUGAGGGCCAGCACUCCGGCGAGCUCGGAGGAGCGUCACAGCAGAGGGGGCGGCAAAACAACUCAGCGCCAGUCGUGGGCAAACUACAGCAGUUCAGAUGCAGGUCAGGAAUCCUCCGUGAGCAGCACAUCAGAAACCUGGUCCAACUCAAGGAUCAGUUCAAACCGGGAGAAUGAUGCUGAGGGUCAAAGCCUCGUAAGGAAAGCAUUGCGGAGAGCAGAAGCAAGGCCUAGAAAUCUGGCUAAAAGUAUGGAGGACAUCACAGCAUCUUCAUCACCACGACAAGAAGAAAGACAAGACCCAACAGCUGACAUGAGACGCAUUAGUAACGUCUCAUCCAUCCCGUCGCCAUCAUCACCCUUAUUUUCGGAUCCGGAGCACCUGAAGAAAAUAAGCAAAUCGGUUCCCUCAUUUUUAGAGAAGGAGGACAGUGGCAGAGACACUGACUUCCCCUGCGAGGACAGUGACCGAACUGGACGACUAAUGACGGACAGCUCUUUGAAUAACCUCACCGGCUCGUCUGGCAUGUUGUCCUUGUCUUCUUUGAGUGGAAGUGUGAUGACCAUGUAUAACGGGGAUUUUGGGAACGUGGAGGUUCAGGGAAAUAUCCACUUCUCCCUCAACUACGUCCAGAGGCUCAGAGAAUUUCACAUUUUUGUCACUGAGUGCCGAGACCUGGCUGCAGUCGACGCGAAGAGAGGCCGCUCUGACCCGUAUGUAAAAAGCUACCUGGUUCCUGACAAAGCAAAUCUGGGAAAGAGGAAAACAUCUGUGAAAAAGAAGACACGAAAUCCAACUUUCAACGAGAUCCUCAGAUAUCGUGUUCGCAUGGAGUACCUCAGAACCCAGACGCUCAUUCUCUCCGUUUGGCAUCACGACACUUUUGGCAGGAACAGUUUCCUGGGAGAGGUCGACGUCGACCUCUCCCAGUGGGACUUUGACCACACCCGGAUGAACUACUUAGGCCUGAAAGCGAGGACCGCGACUACUCUGGCGCCAUCCCACGGUCAAGGAGAGAUGAGAGUAGCCAUACGUUUCCUGCCAGAGAUCAUCCGCAGCGACGGAUUAAUUAAGGAAGGUCCGAACACUGGAGAACUUCACAUUUGGGUGAAAGAAUGCAAGAACUUGCCGCCAAUUAGGGCCACCAUCGACCCCUAUGUUAAAUGCUUUGUGCUGCCGGACACGAGCAGGAAGAGUCGCCAGAAGACGCGCGUGCUGCGGAGGACAGUGGACCCGGCGUUUAACCACACGAUGGUGUACGAUGGCAUCAGACAGGCCGAUCUAUCGGAAGCCUGCGUGGAGCUCACCGUCUGGGACCAGGACAGGCUGGCCAGCAACCUGCUGGGGGGCCUGAGACUUGGACUUGGAAAAGGCAGAAGUUACGGAGCACUGGUGGACUGGAUGGACUCAACUCCUUAUGAGGCGUCCAUGUGGGAGCGCAUGAUGGCCUCGCCAACUGAAUGGGUGGAGGAUAUGCUCCCAUUAAGAGUGCUGAGCUCUGCAAAAACUGGAUUCAAAUAACUCAAGUUGUACACGAAAACACUAUCAAUUAACAGUUUUAAAGAUUUCAAUUCAGUCUGGAAAAGAUUUCGACAGAUUUAUAAUGUCUGGCUUUCGUCUAGCGACAUUGAUAUCACAAACAAAAAGCACACUGGAAUAUGCAAUAAAGGUGUAAUAAACCCUGAAUAAAGACAGAAACUACACAUUACAAAGGUAAUAUACAAAGAAUACCUGGCAGUACAUGUUGAUAGGCUUCAAUUACCCAUAGUUGUACCAAUAUAUAUAUAUAUAUUUAAAACUAAAUACCACCCAUUUUGGGAAAAGUUUGAUAUUUGCUCCUAAUGUGCAACUGUAUGAACCCUAAAUAUCUCAUGAGCCAACUUAUCACACUUGAUGUAGGGAUAAUAUUAUUGUAAUAUUGUAAGUCACUUUGGAUAAAAGCGUCAGCUAAAUGACAUGUAAUGUAAUGUAAUAAUAUUUACAUAUUUGAAGACAACUUUGUUGAACUAGUCUUCACAUUUCACUAUCCCAACUUCUUACAGACACACAGAUAUAUGAAAUCUAACAAGCCGAUGUGCACAUUUUAAGGUAACAUUGUCAACUUUUCCACCUUUGUGUAAAAUGAUCAAAUCAAAUUGCAAUAGGACUGUGUGGAUAAAUAAGCUCAACUUCCAAACAGACAUUUUGAAAGUUUGGAUAUGUAAAGCUUCAUGACAUCGCAGGAAACUUCAUUUGUUGAUUAAGACCAUGUAAUGUGUCUGAAAGCUCCAGAAUAAAACAAAUGACUUGACCUUCUUUAUGCAACCUAAAUGUACUUCAUUAAAUCCGUUGCACUUUGUCACUGUUAAGUUGAGGUAUUAGUGGAGAGGGCAGUCCAGGUUUAGCUGCUCUUUUCACCAAAAUAACGUACCCUCUGGAAGCAGAAAGAAAUCAAACUGUCGAACUGUAAAAAAGGUCAAAAACAAGUAAACACCUAUAGACACCUAGUAAAUGUAUGUAUUUUAAUGUUGUUUGAUAUAUAUCUGAACCCACCUGUCUCUAUACUGGCAGUAGUAUGAUGGUCCUCUCAAGUUCAUUAGCUCAUCUGUGUUGAUUACACCGUCAUGUCCUUGACGACAGGAAGGAGAUGAAUAGGGGAGCAGAUGUCUGUUGUAAAGCAGGUGUCUUUGUGCAGACACCUUGUCCUGUGCUCCUGCUCUU